Molecule: messenger RNA, 1946 nt
Organism: Tigriopus californicus
Lineage: Eukaryota; Metazoa; Arthropoda; Copepoda; Harpacticoida; Harpacticidae
Exons: 4
Coding region: 145-1038 (297 amino acids)
Source: RefSeq, a predicted model, not a curated record
GCUGGAAGUCGCACAACUUGACGGGAUCAUCGACACAGUUACUUUCGAGAUAUUGGUCGUCCACGGAUUCGACAAAGUCUCCAGUGCUGGCCACAGUAUGGCGGUCCAUGUCCGAGAUUCGGCAAUCUCCGCUGACGGCAUUUCAUGAGCUUCCGUCGCUCCAAGGUGAAUUCAAGCUCUUCAUUGAAGGAUCUUGACGUGGACCUUGGGCCUCAAAGUCGGCUCAAAAGCCCGAAGAAGAGCCCCAGAAAGUUGAGGUUGAAGCCGAAACCUCAAUCUGAGCCCACGGAGGAACUGGAUCUAGACAUGGAGGAUGAGAACCCGCUAGCAGGAAUUGCUGUUGAAAGGCGGGUUUUGUUCUCAAUUGACAAGAGCAAGAGCUUCGAUUCAAUCGCUGAACACCUUCAAUCGAUAGUGAACGAAGUCAAGAGCGAUAUUGCACUGAAGCAACGAGCUCUCGAGUUGUACCGGAAAGAAAUUCAGAACAUGGACACGAUUUUCAUGAAAGUUAUUGCCAUGGAAAAGGAAGCAAAGUCGAGAAAGACCGAAGAGGCAGAACCCGAAGACGACCCAAACCGGUUUACUUUUGAGGAAAGGAUGGAGUUUCUCCAAACAGGGCCUUUUACCAUCGUCUUCCAUGGAAUGGAACCUGACUGGAUCGAGGAAGAAAUGGACGACGAUCCCGAUUUCCAAAGGGACGUCUUGGAACUCCGAAUUAAGAAACUUUUUAAAGACGAGCUAGGUAUGAUACGAGAGAUCCCACUCGUUGAUGUGUUUCGCUAUACUGAGGGCCCUCGGAUCAACAAUGCCGCUCCUAUCAUAGUGAGCUUCAAAAACCGCAAAGACAAAGAGCAGCUAAUGUGGAGAUGCAAAGAUAAAAUGAAGAGCUUGGGUCUUUUGGUGACCGAAGAUUCCACGGCACGGCUAAAGAAACAGUUUAAACUCAUCCAGGAACACGAAGAGAGUCAGAAGCGACCUCAAGCUCGGAAAAGUCCGGCCAAGAAACCCUUCCGAUCCAUCAGAGGCCGUAAGAAAUGAAAUGGCUUCGAAAUUUGACGCCCCAAGGCAACUCCCUGAAGCUUCCACCAUGUUUCCCUCCCACUCACUUCUAAUCCAUCUUGGUGCAUAUCACCAACUCAUCCGGGCGUGACUUCAAUUUCGGUAGAGAAAAUGGCGUGAAACAGACAAUUUUCCAAUUUCUUGUUGCAUCAAUGCAUUCCUCGGAACAAACUCAUGUCAAACGAAGGAAAUGAAAUGACUGAAGAUUCCGUGGAAGAGAAAGGCCCGUUGUGCUUUCCGAAUGAUCCGAGGCAUUCAAAUAUGCAGGCCUACUAACCCUUGUACGGUGAUCUUGCCCUCACGUCAUCACCUCCGUGAGCGUGUGUACUCUCCUAUGUGCAUGAGCGUUCCUCGUUCUCAUUUCACGGAAAUAGACAAAUCUCCCAUGAAACCACGGAUGAUGCCACCAAGGUUGGAAGCAACGUUGAAAUCUGAUCAAUGGAGAUUGAAUCGUGUGCGGGGCAUCGUAACAACAACGGCAACAAUAAGAGCUAUUUCCUCACUGAAGCCCCAUGCCCGAGAGGGAAGAGACAAUACACAAUGAUCAUCUUCAACCAAUUCCACGAACAGCCACCACCAGCACUUCUCCAGCAUCAUCUCCCCAAAACGUAACUGUUUGCCACCAGAAUAAAUGGCUUUUUAUGUACAAACUCGAGUCGAAGCCUCAAGAGGACGGCGAUAAAAUAGGAAGAUGAUGAUGGAGGGGCAUGCCACGAUUUCGUCCAUCAGUGAGAAUAUUUCCCAAAAGAAAUCGCACCGGACCUACUGCCAAUUGAUGCUUGAAUACUCGAACCUUGUCUCUAAGACGGGAACUAGAGCUUCCAAUGCACGUGAUCGCUAAUUCAAAGCCAAUCAUUAUCAGAAAUAUAAGCUAUUUUGGGAUCCAA